Molecule: messenger RNA, 4679 nt
Organism: Aedes albopictus (Asian tiger mosquito)
Lineage: Eukaryota; Metazoa; Arthropoda; Insecta; Diptera; Culicidae
Product: calponin homology domain-containing protein DDB_G0272472
Exons: 4
Coding region: 51-2831 (926 amino acids)
Source: RefSeq, a predicted model, not a curated record
CAUAAUUCCUUCUAUCAACUGCAGGCAGCAUAGAGUCCUGGAUAAGGAACAUGCCGAUAAGGAGGACCGGGUGGGUGUUUCCUCGAACGGUUGGCACGCGGUCACCCCGGGCAACCGCGUGCUUUGUUUACGCCAACAUUAAAAAAAUCCAUCAUUUACUAGAAUCGGCAGUGAAAAAAUUUACUUUCCAAACAAAAAUGGAUAACCGAACGAAUUUAACGGUAAACGGUCAUUGCAAUGGAAUACCAAAGGAUCCACCGGCCGCGCCGGGUCCAAGCCCAAGUUCGGCUCAGCUGUUGGAGCGCCUGCUGAGCAAAUCGCAACCACCGAAGGAAAAUCGAUGGGAUCGAAUCCGACGGAAGCACCUGAACAACAUUACCGUCACGUCCAAGACGGUGAAGCGAUUUUUCAACAUGGAUUUCAUCGACGAAAAUCAGAUGCGGAUUUUGAACGGCGACGGCCAGCAACAGCGGACGGUCCUGAAUCCGGUGCUGGUGAUGGAUAUCAGGCAUGAGAUGAUCAAACGUAAACCGAAGGAGACACGCCGCAAAACGGCACCAGAUCCGGUUCGAGCGUACCAACAAGAAGUUCUGGACAACCACAACCGAUCUAUCGAGUCGACCCUAUUCGAAAACGAGCUGAACAAAUUUCGCAAAGAAGUCUCCCGGAAUGGAGCCAACGUGAAGAAGAACCUUGUCAGCGAACAGAAGAAAAGUUUUUUGCUAAUUGAUUUGCCCAAGAUCGACAACAGUUUCAUCUACGAGAGUUUGGAGGAAUGCGAAAAGUUUACUAACGAUUUUUAUGAAAGUGCAAUUCGUGGUACGGAUAGUUUCAUCGAAGAGCUACGUCAGGAGAAGCUGAUGAUGUUCAAGGAGCCGGCCACAAUCGAGGAAAUCAGAGAGGAAACGGAUGCUUUGCAGAAGAAGUAUCUUGGAAGGAACGGGGAAGAUGUUGAUAACGGCAUCGAUCAGAACGGGGAUAGUUUGGUGGAUGAAGAGGAAGAUGAGAAUAAGAUCGUUCGCUUCGGAGAUACGCAAGUGAUUACAUAUCCAGCCGAAGAAUCUUCGUUUUCAAUGGAUGGGUCGGAUUAUGAUUUUGAUGACAACGAGUUAUUCCUGGAGUCACUGGACUCUGACCUUGAUGAGUUUGACGAAACGGAAUUCUUAUCUACAGAGAGUGCUUCCGAACCGACCCAGGAUGAACCGGUGCAAACGGCUUUCCAUACUGAUUCUAGUGAUGAUUGUUUCACGGUAACUCGAAUUGAGGAUUCUGGUGGAUCGUCCAAAGAUGAUAGCGCUGAUUUCGGGAAGGUGAAACUCACCUACAAUUAUGAUGACCCAGAAGUCGUUGAAGAACCGAUCGUUCCACUAGAGGAAGGCGGCUUGAUACUGGUCAAGCGUUGCGAAAUGGAAGAGAAAGACUACAGCAAGCUGAGAGUCACGAACUAUCGCCCGGGAGAAACCCCUCCGAUUGAUGACAAAAUAGAAAUAUCGGAGGAGUCGCGGAAGGUGAUUAGCGCAGCACUAAAGGAAGGUUUCAUGCAAAACUACGAUCGGGCUCUUCUGAAGCAAUAUUUCUUCAAAUGGUUGCAGUUCACCAUUCUUGAGAAAAUCUCCAAGGGAGCCGGAGUUACAUCAACACGCGAGCAGAAAUUAAAAAGGAUUAACGAAUUCAUCAACAACAUUCGCGCCAAUAAGAAAAAGACUUCCAAACCUAACGCGACUGUUACACAGGUAACCACCGUCAAGAAAGACUACGAACACCGUUUGAAGGUCCAACAAGACAUCAUAGAACUGCAGAAGCUCAAACUGGAACGUCAAGAGCGUAUCAUUACCGAGCUAAAGCUAUCAAAGUUCUCCGAAGGUGCAAAGAUAUCCAAGAUGGAAAUACAAAGCGAACUACACAAGGCGAUGCGUACCGGGCACGUGCGGUUGCGCGCCAAAGCAAAGUGUAUCCAGAUAGUGGGCAAUAUGAAGAAUGACACCAGCGAAGAGGACGAAAUGCGCAAGUUGCAAGCGCAAGGACUGAUGAUACCGAAGUUCUUGGCGAAAAUGCAAGAAAGAGCGAUGGAGCGCAGUCAGCGACACGUGGAAGCCAAGGAACGACGGAUGCGUCUAGAGAAGGAACGUGAAGAGUCGAAAAUGGCAGCCGAAGAGGCCAAACGCUUGGAGGACGAGGAAGCCCGCAAGAAACGUUACCGGGAGAUGCGCGAAAAGCGAAAGCUGGAGAAACUGCAGAAGAUCAUUCGCGAACAGGAACGUCAGGCGUGGAUUGCAAACAACCAGAUAGCGAAGGAGUUCAGGCUGUUGAAGUUGAAACGGUUGGGAAUUUUAGCGUUUAAACUGUUGCUGGGAAUACGAAGGGACAACGAAAGACGUGCAAUGGUGGCGCGGAAGCGGUUCUACAAAAAGAAAUACUUCCGCAAGUGGUGGAAGCUAACCAACUCGGUGUGGGAGGACAAGAAGCUGAUGGCCGACGAGUUGGCGAACAGGAAGUUGAUGAGGCAUGGAAUGAACGGUUGGAAAGAGUACUGUCACGAACAACGCAAGAAAAUGCAAGUGGCUAUGGAUUGGUGGGAAGUUCGUCAGACGGAGAAGGUCAUUUCAGUGUGGAUAGGGCGUACCAAACAGUCGCUGCUGAUUCUACAGGGCAAGAUGUCUCAUGCUGCCGCACAUUAUGAAUGGCAACUCAAAUGGAAAGUGUUUGAACGUUGGCAACGGCUGCACAUUAUACUGAAAAUCGAGAAGGAGACGGAACAGCGCCGUCAGCGAUGGCGCAUGAAGAUCUGGGAACUGCUGCCAGAUUACAAACCAAUCGAGGAGGAAAUCUAAAAAGUCUGCACCUUUAUAUAAUUGCUCUGAAACUUGAGAUACGUUAUCUUCCGCAUAUUUGAAAAUUGAACUUUAAACGAUUUGAAUUUUUUGGUUAGUGUUGCAUACUAGCAAAACGCGUAACAUACGAAUUACAAACUAACAUACUAAAAUGAUUUAUUUACAAUACUAGUAUAUACACAUUAAAAUAAUACAUAAAAUGAAAUAUAAACAUUUACAAACGGACUGGACGAACUGUGCAAGUGGCCAUCUUGCAUGUUGACAACUGGCUUGAUUGUUGUCAACAUCUAUUGCGUCACUACAGUGACACUCCGGUUGUCACUGGUGAGCCCACAGUUGACUUGACGUAGACUGAUGUAAACUGUGGAGCGGAGCAGUGUUGCCAGGAUGUUUUUCCAUUGAUCCCAACAUCUCCGCCUUGAAUUGAUGAUGAUAAUUGUGUUGUGGAGAACAUUCUACGAAUCGGUCUUCACACGAAGAGCGUCGUGAAUGAUCGUUUAUGCUUGACCAACGUACUGAUGAUGCUGUUGGUCAGUGUUGUUCGUCUCUGGAUGAUAAUGAAACGCGUAGGCCCGGAACUUGUGUGGAAGCUGCUUGCAUGCCGUAUGAAUGAAUGAUGUUGCUUGAUGCUGAUGCAAACAUCAUGGCUGCUGAGUGCUUCUCACAGUGCUCCGGAUGACGUCACUGUAACGAACCCUUGAUGUGAUGGGUUCAGAGGACAUGACUUGAUUUGUCCUCAUGCACUUACAGCAACUAGUAGCACACUGUGUGAUGGGUGCAAUUGUUGACGGAUGGUGAUUGAUCCAGUCCCAAGUGUAGUGCUCUUUGAUAAGCCGUGAUUGGAUUUGAUGAUGGUGAAUCCGUAGGGAAAACUUUUGGAAAACUCCAUUUUACGACUUCUUCCCUUGCGUGGAUUUGUUUCCGGGGUCUUUAGGACCCACUUUCUCGUCGCCACUGUUGCAUACUAGCAAAACGCGUAACAUACGAAUUACAAACUAACAUACUAAAAUGAUUUAUUUACAAUACUAGUAUAUACACAUUAAAAUAAUACAUAAAAUGAAAUAUAAACAUUUACAAACGGACUGGACGAACUGUGCAAGUGGCCAUCUUGCAUGUUGACAACUGGCUUGAUUGUUGUCAACAUCUAUUGCGUCACUACAGUGACACUCCGGUUGUCACUGGUGAGCCCACAGUUGACUUGACGUAGACUGAUGUAAACUGUGGAGCGGAGCAGUGUUGCCAGGAUGUUUUUCCAUUGAUCCCAACAGUUAGGAAUAUUCAUCAUUCACUUAGAACCUUUGCACACAGACAAACAGACGUAACACUCUUCAAAACAGCUUGGCACAUGCAUUUAACGAUCAAUUCAAAUUUCAUUUGAUUUGCGCGAUUGUUCCACCAGAGGUGCUAGUGUUCGAUCGCUUUGACGUUUGCCAGUGUACACGUUGCUGAAUGAUGCAAACGAAAAUUACAGGCAAUUUGUGUAGUAGUGUGCGUGUUAGCAAAACGUCAAAUCGAAAUCCAUCAUGGCCGACAGUGUCGCGCGCGGUUCUACCAACAGGUGGCAGUGUGCUCAGAAAAAUGACACAGGACAAAAGUUUUUGAUGAAUUUCCUAUAAGAGUUACGUCUGUUUGUCUGUGUUUGCAGUUUACUCCCGGAAGCAGAUCACCAUUUAGUGGUUCAAAACAGUUAGAAUUGAUAUAACAGAGUGGACAAACAAGAAGUCUAUUAUACUACUAUAAGUCUGAUUUUACGUAGGUUGAACAUAGUAGAUUUUGGAAGUUUUAAAAACAUUUUUUCUUGAUGCAUUUGCAAUAAAAAUUAUAAAAACGUCAUAAGCAUCUGAUUUA